Molecule: messenger RNA, 1434 nt
Organism: Capronia epimyces CBS 606.96
Lineage: Eukaryota; Fungi; Ascomycota; Eurotiomycetes; Chaetothyriales; Herpotrichiellaceae
Exons: 1
Coding region: 1-1434 (477 amino acids)
Source: RefSeq, a predicted model, not a curated record
AUGGUACGGGAUGAGGCUGCGUCCGAAUACUCCUUCUCGACUGUGGAAUCAAACCCAGAUCCGGGAGGUGUUUUCGGUGAUGACAUUUGUCCGUCUCUGGCAACGCACGAAUCUGUGUAUAACGCCGUUAAGAAUCGAUGGGUUAGAGCCUCGACCCAGGAAUUUAUCUGGGGCGACGGUGAUACUUAUCAUAUCCGAUCGUUUUUGGAAUGUGUCGAUGGUGUGCCUCCCCUCCGCGUCGGUAAGCUCGACGGCUACUAUCGGAGAACGCCACACCACGAAGUCGAUCAAGUCCAGGCCAAUUUCACCAUUCCAGGCAUGAUGCGUUUACAGACUACUGAUGCUCCAGAUUGCUCUCAACCAAUAAAGGAUAUCGAGUUCAAUGUGUUACUGGGCUCCUCGACAUGGUCUACGUUUGCCGAAGCCAACGAUGAGAUUGAGCUGAUGACAAGCUCCUUCCGCAAAAGACCUUGUCGACUCAAGCACUUGAGGCGGUUAGUCUUGGGUUGGUCCUACGCAUUAUCUUGUAGGUGGCCUGAGUUGGUGCAGGCCAGUGGACAGGAGGCUGCAGUUGUGCACCAAGCGAAUUGGAGCUCUGAGGAAGCAUUUUGGAAGAUGAUAAAAGAUGAAAGCUGGCAAGUCCACUUCACCCAUGAGAACCAAGUUUACUAUUCUCCAUUCAUGAUCAAAAGCGAAGGUUGGACCAAAAGUCAUCGGUAUACCAUCACCAUUUUCACCAUGUUCCUUUGCGACGCUAACAAAUAUCAUAGUCUGUCUACUAAACCGGGAUCGGCGAAUUUCAGCAAAGUAUUUGAUCUCCUGCUACGCUUUUGUGCUCGGCACCUCCUGUGGCCUGAGUUCUUCAUGGCUAUGGCGAUCGCUGUGUUGUCUCGACCUACUUUCCGAAGACCUGUUCCAAAUUUGAUGCCAUGGACUCCAACCCCGGCCCUCGAAGUAACCACCUCCGGUGGGACAGUUCCUCCUGCUGCAUACGAAGUCUUCGACCGAAUCGAUCAGAUUUUAAUGCUGGGAUCCGUAAUUGAAGGGACGGAUUCCUUCCUCUCUGAAGCAUCGUUCGAUCCCUCAUUGCCUUGUAAUAUCUUGGGCGCACAAUACAUGGCAAUAUUUUCUGCUCUGGACAUCGACAAUGAAGGAAGCGGCGAUCGUUUUCUCACGGCGAUCUGUACGUUGUUUCCACACCUGACCUUGUUUUGGUAUGCUGCUGCUGCUUGCGGUCAAGCCCGAGAAAUGAUGGACGAAAUAUUCAGUUUAGGGCCUCCUGUCUGUAUUCCUCUAGCGAUGUGGACGCGCCGUGUACAGACCGCCUGGCAGGUAUCGUAUGUAUUCGACAACGGAGAAGACGACAUCAGUCGAGCGAAAGAACUUUCCCUACUAUUCCUGACACGUCCAGAAAUGAUACAGCCGCUGCCUUGA